Messenger RNA from Paramecium primaurelia, 5737 nucleotides. The record is from the annotation of a GenBank genome assembly. NCBI's taxonomy places the organism in Eukaryota, Ciliophora, Oligohymenophorea, Peniculida, Parameciidae.
AUGAAAUGGGAAUACUUUAAGUAAUAUCAAGGCUUGAUAAUUCAAACCAAUUUGUCUCCUACUAUAAAUAAUUUCAGCUAUGCGAAAUUCCAAAUAGCAGUAUAUUUUCUGUAAUUAUCAUAAUUUUUAAUUGAUGAUUCAAAAGAGCAAGUUUUUAGCCUGAUAAAAUCAUUCACAAAAAUAUGCUUGAUAUGUCCAUACUUUAUGAAUAACAAAGAUAUCAACAUUUUAAUAGGCAUUGUAAUAACUGUGCUUAAUUGCCUUCCCUAUAUCAUUAUCACAUAUCGCUUCAUAAUGAAAAGCCAUAAUAGUGUAGAUAGUAUAUCAAAAAGUGUUUUAGAUGUACAUAUUUAGUAUCCUAUUUAGUUAACCACAAUAAUAAUAAAUAACUAUUUUCUAAAUUUCACUUGGUUAUUUUAUGUAUCACAACUCUACUAUAUUUGUUGGAACUUAUUAAAUGUAAGUGAUCCAUUCUUAUUAUUGCUUUCAAUUAUUAAUUUAUUGAUUGCUUUGGGUAGCCUACUAAUUUCAAAUAUCUAUUUUAUAAAUUAUGAAUUCUUUUAGUAAAGCUUAAGAAAAUACUUUAAUUACAUCAAUAUAAUAGCUUAAUUACUAUUGAUUCCUCUAAUUUUUAUGUCAAUAAGAAAUUAAUUUAUAUUUGUAUUGGUAUCCAAAAUUAUUUUUGGAUUGUUCAUUUGUAUGUUAAUUGGAGAGGCAAUCAUUGAAUAUCCUUUUGGGUAAUCUAUAUAAUUCUAAACAUAAUAGAUUUUCAGCUUAUGCAAAACUAUAUAAUAAGGGAUUAACAACAUUCACAAUUGUAUAUCUUAUAACAACGAUCUAGAAAGCAUUUUCAAUAAAUUCAUAUUCAUGUAUUGUUAUAUUUUUAAUAUUGUUACCUGUUUCAUAGCAUUUAACAUCAGCUUUAAUAGAGAUGAAAAGAUAAACUGUUUAUUAGACAAUAUCAAAACAAAAUCAAUAUUUUGAAUUAUUGUAUAUUGAAAAUAUGUUUGAAUUGAAUGGUGAAGCUUAAAAGUGUAAGUAAAAAGAGAUAGAAUAUAUAACUAAAUUUUGUAUGCAUCAUUCUCAUUGCAGAUAAAAUAAAUGUUAAUGUAAAAAAAUUGGAUUUGAAAAGAUAAUUAAACUUGAUUAAACUGUUAUUUUUGUAUCAUGUUUGUUUAAAAGAAGUUUUGAUAAACACAAAUCUACUGUAUAAAAAAGAAUUGGUGAUUUUGAAGUUCUAUCAUUGAAAUUUUUAACUUUCAUCAAUAAAUUUAAAAGAAAUGGUCCUAAAACUUAUUAAGAACUCAAAGUUCUAUUUUAAAAAUAAAGAGAAUAUUCAUUCUAUUUUAUUUAAAUGUGCUUAUUUCUGUAAUUCAUAAUAUAGGCUCAAAUGUAAAAGGAUGAAGAUUAUAACAUAAAUUCAGAAUCUAGAAGUAGAAUAUCAAAUGUGAAAUUGUAAGUGAGUAAAAGUGAAAGAAGUAUAGUAUAAAAUCUAUAUUAAAUGGAAUAAGUCAAAUAAAAUAUGUUACCUUUAUUAAUCUAAGUAAUAAAUAUGUAAAAAUUAUUAGAUCUGUUAAUUUAAAUCUGGUUUUUGGAAGUAAAUUUAGGAAGGGAAAAUAGCAACAUUUAUUGAAAUAGAAAAAUAAUUGUAAUAACUAUAAAUAUUACAAUAAUAAAUAACUAAAGAAUAUAAUAGAUAUUGUUCAAUAUUUUUUGUUAAUGGUAGAACCUAUAAUGUUUAAUUCUUAAAAUUUGAUGCUCUUAUCUAAUUGAUUUUAUAUAACAAUGCUAGAGCAUAUUAUGAUAUGGAAAAAGGUAAUAUAAAAAUAAAAUAAUUAGAUUGUAAGGAAAUUUUAGCAUAUGAAAGAAGUAUGAGUACUUUUGAAAUUACUAACAUUAAUUUCUUUAAAGGAGAUGCCAUUUCAGUUAAAGUAUGUAUAGCAUUUGGACCAAAUAUUGGGAAGGUUAGGAAUAAAGUUAUUUCACCUUUGAUUCCUAGAUUUUUUGGAUUUGCAGAUAUGGCUUCAUUUAUAGAUUAUACAAAAGGUAAUAUAAAUCCACUCAUGCCUAAUUGGCUUUUAGGUGUACAUGAUGAAAUGAUGCAAAAUUAUAUUAGAAGAGGAUCAACUUAAAGAAUUGGAAAAUAUUUUUAAACAUUUGCUAAAUUAUGUGAUCAAACAUUAAUUAGAUGUUAAGUUUAUUUAGCUCAUAAUUUCAGUCCAGAUUUAGAAGCUGAUUUUUCAAUGAUUGGAUGUUUGAAAAGAUUAGAAUAAGAUGAAAUAGAUCCUAAAGAUGAAUCUAAACGAUUGAGAAAUCUUAUAUUCAAAGGAUAAUAACAUGUUUUAUUUGAUAUUUAUGGAAAUUUAAUGGGAAUUACAUAAGGAUUAUAUAAAAUGAUAGAUCGUAUGUAAAGAAAGCUUAAAGAUAAUAAUAAUAAUAAUAAUAAUAAAUAAGAUGAAGUUAAAUAAAAAUCUUUUGAAAAUGAUGAAUCUUCUGAAGAUUCAGAUUCUGAAGUGUAUUUAUAAAUAUUAUUAAUAUUAGUUUCGAUGUUUAUGAAAUUAAAUGGUCAAAUUAGCCUCUAACAAUAGAGGACUUUUACUUAAAAGUAUUAAUUUGGAUGUUAUUUCCAUUUAUAACUGCUGAAAUAGAGUAAACAGGAAUAGAAUAUUUAAUGAAUGGUUAAAUACCUCCUAAAGGAAAGUAUCCAAAUCCAAUUGAUCUUGAGAGUAGUAAUACAGUAGUUUCAAACAAGGAGACAUAUAUGUUUAUACCAGAAGAUAUUAAUUUGUUUGUUUAAUAAUAUAACAAAGUUUUAGGAAAGAUUAAUGAAGAUGAGAAAAUUUAGACAUCCAACUUUUCAUUAAGUGGAAAAAGGGCUUAAUAUAUUGAAUCUGAAUCAAUUAAUGCCAAAUAAUAGGUUACUGUAUUUAAUGAGAAAUUAUGUUCUUUCUUUUUUGAGGAAUUCUUGAGGAAACAUUAAUAAUUAGUUUUAGGCAAUUUUUCAAGGUAAGAUAUGAGAAUGUCUAAUCUUAAUUAAAUGACUACUACAAUUUAGAAUUCUGAAAAAGUAGAUUCAUCUUCUGAAAGUGAAGGAUAAUUAAAAACUAGAGCAGAAUAAAUGUAUUAUGAUAAAUUUUAGAAUUAUAUAUAAAGAAUUACAACUUAAGAUUUUAAUCCUAUUCCUGUUAUUUAUUCUAUUAAUUAUGAAGAAUUUAGGUAUAAAAAAAAUGAAAUAGAAAAUAAAGUUUAAAUGUUUGUUAUUGAAUUAACUGUAAAUGAAUAAUAAUUAGCAAGUAUGGAGAAAGGAUAUCGUAAAUAAUUAAGAGAUACAUUAAAGUAAAUGUAAGCAUAAAUGAAGUAAGAGAAAACUGAAAAUUUAAAUAGAGGAUCUACUAAUGUAAAAUAAUCUUAAAAUUAAUCUUAAAUUGAAGUUAUUUCAGAAGAUUCUAUGAGUUUAUAAGGUAAUUUUAGUGAAAAAGUUGAACAAGAUGAUUAAAUAUCUUUAUAUAAAUUUUUGAGUCACCCAUCAAAAAUAGAGGAAUAUUGUUUUAGUGACCAAAACAUACUUACUGAUUAAUGUAUUCUUACAUCUGCUAAAGAAGAAUAAAAUAAAUUACUAUUAACAAAUAGAAAAAGUCUAUAAUUACUUGAAUAUGGGAUAUACAGUGCUAAAAGUAAUGGAACUGAAAAUCAAUUUGAAUAAUAGAGUAAAAACAAUUUUCUAAAAGCUUCAGAGAAGGAAGCAGCAAGCAAAGUUGUUUUAAAAUUAUCUUAAAAAAGUAGAUAACAAAAGUUUUACAAUGAAUUAGAAUAAAAAGUUAUUUAAAGUAAUUAAGAUAAAGAGAGAGAAAAAGUAGAGAAUGAGGAUUCAUAUCUAAUUUAACUUAAGAAUUUUGAUGAAAAUUACAAAGCUAUAAAUUAAAAAAUUAACGAAUUCUAAUACCCUAAUUCAUAUAAAUUUUAAAAUUAUAUUCUAUUUGCUACUCUACUCUUAGUAAUUGUUUAUAUUUUACUUGUUUCUAUUGCAGUUUGGAAUUAAUAUGAUUAUGGAGAUUGUAUGAGUUUAAUAUAAAUAUUACUAAAAUUUCAAAAAACAUAUUCAUUAAUUACACAUGGAUUAUUUCGAAUUUAAUAUUCAUAUGACUUUAAUAUAACAAAUUUUGAUUAAUUGCAUGUAUUUUAUGAUAAAUAAAUAUUCUAAGAAGUUGAUUAGUUGAUUAAUUUUAGUAAUACUCAAAAGAAUACUAUAAAUGACAUUGAUAUUUAAUUAUCUAUAUUUUAUGACAUUGACAAUAGUACUAAACUUAAUUUAUCCAUUACUGAAACUAUUUAAAAAUCUUUAGCUCAAUUUUAUAAGGUUGUUGAAAAUAAAGUUACAACUGAUUAUGAAUUACAAAUUCAAUUUAUAUAAUCUAGUGUGGCAAAUUUAAAAGAAAUUGGAUAACUUCCUUAAUUGGCUUUUGAUUCAUGUUAUGAUACUAAAAUUGAUAAAGAAAGAUAUUAUUAAUAGUUAUUAAUAAUCUUUAUGGUAAUUAUAUUUUUAUUAGUAUUAAUUUUAUAAUCCUCAUAAAUUCCUAUGAUUUCAACAUUAGGGAAAUAUAAAAAAAAACUUUAUAUGGCAUUAUUAGAUAUUAAUUAAUUAUAAUUUGCUUAGGAAUAAGAAUCUUUUGAUGCCCUUGCAUCUACUCUUAAAAAAUCAGUUUAUGAUUGGAUGAUGAUAGAUUUCAUUGUUGAAGGGAAAAUAUUUGAUAUUGAACCAUUAUAUUUAAAUGGUUUUUCUUCAGAUAAUGCUUCAACUAAUUAUAUUGAUAAUUAAAAUAGAACUAAAUAAGAGAAAAAUAAAUUAAUUAAAAAAUUAAAAGGUUCCAAUAUCCAACAAAUUAGAUAUAUAAUCCUAUUAAUUAUAGACUUAGUAGUGAUAAUGUCAUACUUUUUGGUGAUAUUUCUUAUUAUCUUUAUAUUGACUGAUUAAUUAUUAUCAGGAUUAGAAUUACUCUUUAAAUAUUAGACUUUAUAAUCAUCAUUUAUUAAUGUAUUGAAUAAUGCUGAUUUAGUGGCAUAUAAAUCUUUAUCAAAUUCAUCCUUAUAUUAUAAUAUAAUAUCACAAUCUGAAUUUUUAAAUUACUCUUAAGUUCUUCAAGGAACUGAAUAAGACUUCUUUCUUCAGUAUGAUAAUAAUAUUAUAGUUUCAUUAACAGACGAAAAUAUUAAUUAAAAAAUAGAAUUUAUGAAUUAACAAAGCAUUUGUAACACUCAAUAUGCUCUGGAUUGUCAAUCAACAUUAGUUGGAAUUUAUAAUGAAUAAAUUUUAGCAUAUUAUUAAUAGGGUCUUAAAUCUUUAUUUGUUUAAGUUUAUAAAAUUAUUCAAUAAUAUCCAUAAUUUUAUUAAGGAAAUUAAAUUAAUAAUAGUCUAACUGAUUUUAGUAAUUUCGUAGAAACUUCCGAUCAUAUAGCCUAUUUAGAUUAUGGAACUGAUCUAAUUAUUACAGCUUAUUCAUCAAUAGUUGAUAUGGCAUAAGAGUAAUUUGAUAUACAGAUCUCAAAAUAUUAGCAAACUUUAAUUAUUUUCAUUUUAAGUAUUGGGAUUUUAGGACUCAUAAUUAAAGCUUUUUUAGGAAGAAUGUUAAUGAGAAUGUAGAAAUAAUCAAUUGACACUUGUUAAGCAUCAUUAUUACUAUUAUCACCAAGAAGAUAUACAUAAAAGUCUAUUGCUAAAUUAAUUACAUAAAUAAUUUGA